Molecule: messenger RNA, 708 nt
Organism: Psylliodes chrysocephalus
Lineage: Eukaryota; Metazoa; Arthropoda; Insecta; Coleoptera; Chrysomelidae
Source: the annotation of a GenBank genome assembly
AUGAGUGACGAAGACAUUGAAGUUGAUAGUGCAGUUUUUCCUCUAAGGUCUAAGAAACGGAAAUCUCAUGGACGUAUGAAGAACGUUGCUAAGUUAUUAAAACUACGAAGCCAUGAAACAGGCCCAAGUUGUAAUUGUACUAGAUUUAAGUGUUUUGAAAAUGUCACCGAAAGAGAGAGGUUGCAAAUAAUUAAACAGUUUAAUGAACUUAAAGAUAAUGAUGAACAAAAUUUGUAUCUAGGUGGCUUAAUUUUACAUGCCCCCGUUAAACGACACCGAAGUAGAAAGAAUAAUGAUGAAGAUGUUGAAUAUCACUUAUAUUCGUACACGUACGAAAUUCGUGUUCAACGAGAUAAUACAGCUAUGAAAGUGCCAAUAUGUUAUAAAGCUAUGCUUUCUGUGCGAAUAUCUGCGAAACGGCUUCAGAAUAUCCAGCAGCAGUUAACCACUUUUGGACAUGUUAAACACGAUGGGCGAGGUCAACAUUCCAAUCAAAAAAAUCGUCUCCUAGAUGAAAUAUCCACUGUCGUUUUUGACCAUAUUGCUUCGUUUAAAGGCCAAAAAUCACAUUACAGUCUCCAUGACUCCCAACGUGUAUAUUUACCGGAAGAUCUUAACGUGAAAAAGAUGUGCAAAAUUUUUUUGCAACAAAAUCCCAAGAAAAAGGUUUCCUACGAGACUUACAGAAUAAGGGCUCAGAUGAAGUAG